CUAAUAGUACCUAUCUCAUAGGAUUGUGUAAAAUAGUAGUAGUGUAUGUAAAAUAUUCAGCACAUAGUAGGCACGAAGGAAUGACAGUUAUUAUUAAGAUGCCUGGGAGAGCUGUGCCCAGCCUAUCAUGGGAGGCCUUGACCUUUGGACUCAAAAGUGGCAGCAGGUCCACACCCCCAUAUACCCUUGUUACCAAGGAAGUGUCCACAGUUUGAAGGAGCUAUAUUAAAGCACCCCAAGUCAAGAGGACUAAACCAGUUCUGGAACUCACUGACCUCCCUGCUCACCUCACUGCACCUCACCAGCCAGCUUCUUGUCAAGUGAUUAGGCUGUCAACCAGCUUCUCUAGGAUAAGGUUUCAGGUCAGCCGCGUGUAUAAGACCAGUGCCAAGCCAGAAGCAGCAGAGACAACAGUGAAUGGCAAGGAGGGGCCAUCCGAUCCCUGCUGCCACCUCCCAGAAUGGAGCCCUAGGGAGCCCCUGUGCUGCCUGUGCCCUGGCAGGACUCACAGCCUCUCCGCUGCACUGAAGCCCAGAACUGUGAAGCAGCCUCUCUCCUUGGAUCUCCUCUGACCCUAAAGGGACUGGGCGGAGCCUUCCAGGACCAUGGUUGGACUGAAGCCUUCAGAUGUGCCUCCCACCAUGGCUGUGAAGUUCCUGGGGGCAGGCACAGCGGCCUGUUUUGCUGACCUCCUCACCUUUCCACUGGACACAGCUAAGGUCCGCCUACAGAUCCAGGGGGAGAACCAGGCGGCCCAGGCGGCCCGGCUUGUGCAGUACCGUGGCGUGCUGGGCACCAUCCUGACCAUGGUACGGACAGAGGGCCCCUGCAGUCCCUACAAUGGGCUGGUUGCCGGCCUGCAACGCCAGAUGAGCUUUGCCUCCAUCCGCAUUGGCCUCUACGACUCUGUCAAGCAGUUCUACACUCCCAAAGGCUCAGACAACUCCAGCGUCACUACCCGGAUUUUGGCGGGCUGCACAACAGGAGCCAUGGCAGUGACCUGUGCCCAGCCCACAGAUGUGGUGAAGGUUCGAUUUCAGGCCAGCAUACACCUUGGGCCUGGGAGUGACAGAAAAUACAGCGGGACUAUGGACGCCUACAGAACCAUCGCCAGGGAGGAAGGAGUUAGGGGCCUGUGGAAAGGAACUUGGCCCAAUAUCAUGAGGAAUGCCAUUGUCAACUGUGCUGAGAUGGUGACCUACGACAUCCUCAAGGAGAAGCUGCUGGACUCUCACCUGCUCACCGACAACUUCCCCUGCCACUUUGUCUCUGCCUUUGGAGCCGGCUUCUGUGCCACAGUGGUGGCCUCCCCGGUGGACGUGGUGAAGACCCGGUAUAUGAACUCACCUCCAGGACAGUACCUCAGCCCCAUCGACUGUAUGAUAAAGAUGGUGGCCCAGGAGGGCCCCACAGCCUUCUACAAAGGAUUUACACCCGCCUUUUUGCGUUUGGGAUCCUGGAACGUGGUAAUGUUCGUAACUUAUGAGCAGCUGCAACGGGCCCUGAUGUUAUGGGAAUCUCCAUUUUGAGCAAGACAAGAGGCCACUGGUAGCUGACAUAUCCAAAACCAUUUGAGAAUGGAAGAGAACAGUGGAUCCACGCACACAUGGACACAGACCCACACUUGUUUACAGAACUGCUGUUUACUUGUUGCUGAUUCAAGAAACAGAAGUAGGAGAGGGGAAAGGAUUCUGGUCUUCAGUGCUUUGCCUUGAGAACACCUUUGUUUUGCACUGACAAGAUGGAAAAUAAAUUAUAUUAAUUUUUGAAACCCAUUAGGCAUGCCUAAUAUUUAGGCAAGAGAAAAUAAAGCAAAAUAGAUCCAUUUGGAUAAAAUAGAAGGUUAGAGACAUGUAUUCCCCAAGAAAUCUGGUUAGACAAUGAAUGAUGAGCAGGAAAGAUGGCAAGCACGGGACAGGAGGAGCCCACGAUAUGAUGGGAAAUCAGCCGAGGAGCCUGGAGGGACGCCACCCAGUACCACAGAGCGGUGACCGCAGCCAUCACACAUGCAUCAUCAGCCUGUUUGUUAUGUGUCUGCCUCAUCGAGUCCUUUGGAUUCUAGGAAGUGCAAGGAACAAAAGAAAAAACUAAAGCCUGUGCCAGAGAAGCCCUGCUGGGCCAGUUCGAGGCUGGGGCUCGUACUUGCUGACAAUGCAGAAGAAUCAAGAAGGCAGCCUCCCCUUUCCUAUAAAAUGGAGGGAGCAAUCCCUUCCCUGUCCACCUCACCGGGAGUGUUACGACAUGCAAGUGAGAAGCUGGGUAUGAAUGCACUUUAUAAAAGCAAAAGCUCUGUGUCAAUCUAACUACAAGGACAAUGCCUUGGGAGAGAUUUUGUCAGGACAGAGAGGAGAUGCCAGGGAAGAAGGUUUUGAAAGAUACAGUUGUCGUCUAGAGGUGAGACCAAAGGAUCCAGAGACUUGGGGACCAGAGGUGACAGUGGAUGACACGAAGCCACAGGAGUCCUGCCCCCAUGCAGCUCCUUCCCCCCGACCAGCGCUCAAUUGUGAGCACCUCAAAGGGUUGUAGGGCUUCAGGGAAAAGAAGUGGAUUCCUGGCUAAGAACCUAAAGUAGGAGGACUCGGAAUUUGGGAGAAAUUAUUAUGACUCAAUAAAGAAAUUCACACCUUAGGUGUGGGAGUAAGAACA
Saimiri boliviensis boliviensis (Bolivian squirrel monkey) is the source of this 2646-nucleotide messenger RNA. It is a transcript of the gene UCP3, whose product is annotated as uncoupling protein 3. Gene Ontology annotation, biological process: transmembrane transport. The record is from RefSeq and is a predicted model, not a curated record. Lineage: Eukaryota; Metazoa; Chordata; Mammalia; Primates; Cebidae.